AUGACAGAAGUUAACCCUGUUAAAGAAGUGGCCUAUGGUGCCAUUAGUGGGAUCUGUGGGAAGUUCAUAGAGUACCCUUUGGAUACAGUCAAAGUUAGAAUCCAACUGUCAAAACAGUCGCACAUUGGAGCUUGGAAAACCAUCAAUUCCAUAUUCCAUAAUGAAGGAAUCUACAAUGGAUUUUAUAAGGGAAUUAAAGCUCCUUUAGCUGGGGCAUGCUUUGAAACAGCAGUGCUUUUCACAUCUUAUAAUUAUGCCCUUCUGUUUCUUCAUCCUAAAAGUGAACAACUGGACAGUGCUUCACUAUUGGUGAAAUGUGCAAGUGGUGGGUUGAGUGGUGUGGCUGGCACCAUCGUAUUGACUCCAGUAGAAUUGGUGAAAUGCCAAAUGCAAGUGUCUAAUUUGGUGAAAAAGACUCAACCUCAAAACAUAACUUAUGGUGCUGUUAUUAAAGAUAUUCUUCGUACCGAUGGGGUUACGGGACUAUUUAAAGGGUUUCAAUCAACUCUAAUACGUGAAGUGGUGGGGACUGCAAUUUGGUUUGGUACGUUUGAAUCAGUCAACCAGUACUUGGAACAAAAGUACCCCAAUAAAGAUUGGACAGUUUUGCUCAGUGGUGCAGCUGCCGGGAUAACGUUCAACACUAGCAUCUUCCCUAUUGAUACCAUCAAAUCAAAUAUCCAAACUUAUGACAUCUAUCAUCCUCACCAAAAGGGUAAGGAGUUAAGUACUUGGAAAAUGUCAUCUCAAUUGGUCAAAGAGCUUGGAAUCCCCAGGCUUUAUAAUGGUUUGGGAAUCACUUUAAUCAGAGCAGUGCCAGCUAAUGCCAUAAUCUUUUAUACUUACGAAUUCCUAAAGAAGAACUUUUAG
This is a messenger RNA of Lizanozyma spartinae, 870 nucleotides long. RefSeq names its product Arg11p (gene ARG11). The record is from RefSeq and is a predicted model, not a curated record. Gene Ontology annotation, molecular function: L-ornithine transmembrane transporter activity. The transcript has a single exon. Gene Ontology annotation, biological process: mitochondrial L-ornithine transmembrane transport. NCBI's taxonomy places the organism in Eukaryota, Fungi, Ascomycota, Pichiomycetes, Serinales, Debaryomycetaceae. Bases 1 to 870 code for a protein of 289 amino acids.